CAGAACCACAGGUGGCUUGCAGGGACUGCAGGAGGAAGCUGUUUUGCUGACCUCCAAAGGGAGUGGAGAGAGACCCAGAAACAUCCACUUUAGGCAUCAGAAAUUGCCUCUUGAGCUACAUAACUUGCCCAAUUUUCAGUCCCUUUUGGGCUGAGUUCAAGAGUCCUUUUCUGACUUUCAGAAGGAUGAUGGUAGUAGAUUCAGUCUCUGAACACUUUGUGAACUACUGCAGGGUUGAAGAUAAGGACUUCACAGCUCAGCAGUGGCCAUGAGGAUCCUUUACCAGCUCCUGGCUGUCCUCUUCAUGGUGCUCCAAGGGGUGGCAGGUCAGCACUUCUUCCCUAGGCCAACCGACCCUUGUGUACUCCAAAAUGGACUCUGCUUCCCUGGGAUAUGUCGGCGGCCAUAUUACUGGGUUGGAACGUGCCAUAAUGGAGGUUCCUGCUGUGUGAAGGGGUGGAGGCACUGAUGACCACAUGGAUUCUCCUUGGAAAUCCUUUCUGCAUCUACCUAGUGGCCUCUCAGUCACACUGACCCCAUCACUCCUAGUGGCACCAGGUCUUGCUCCCACAACUUUCCUUUGCACUGAAGCAAAC
Anas platyrhynchos (mallard) is the source of this 596-nucleotide messenger RNA. Lineage: Eukaryota; Metazoa; Chordata; Aves; Anseriformes; Anatidae. The record is from RefSeq and is a predicted model, not a curated record.